AUGACAACCACUAAGGCUGACAUUCUUUCGUGGGCUCUCAUAUCACUUGCAGCUGAACCUUAUGUCGUCUGUGUUCUCGGGACUUAUACACCGAUUUUUCUAGAACAAAUUGCAAGAGAAAACGGUGUCUUAGAGAAAGAUCAUUCAUCACCAUGUAUUGCGAUAAGUCAGGUUGUUAGGGGUACACAUGGAGAUAUAUUAGAAUACUCAGGGGAAUUGACUCAAGAGACACAAGCAUGCGUAUUGCCAAUGUUUGGAGGUCGGUUUUAUAUUGAUACAUCAAGUUAUGCGUUAUAUACCUUCUCCCUAUCUGUUUUAAUCCAAACAGUUUGUGUGCUGACAAUAAAUGGAAUAGCAGAUAACAGUAAUUUAAAGAAAACGUUGAUUGUUUUGUUUGGCUGUCUAGGCGGUUUAGCAACUUUUUUUUUCUUCUACUUAGGGAACAAUAACUACUAUACAGCUUCCUUUUUAGCCAUAUGUGCCAAUAUCAGUUUUGGUUGCGUCAGUGUCCUCAUGAACGCAUAUCUAACAAUAAUGGUCAACAACUCUUCCUGUUCAGAUACCGAAGUGCAACGCCAAGAACUAUUGCUAGAACAAGAUAAUGACCAAGUAAUUUCAAACAGUGAGGCUCUUGGUAAAAUAGGUUCUAAGAUAAGUGGAGUUGGGACUUCAACCGGUUAUAUCGCUGCUAUGUUAUUACAGGUUGUUUUUUUGUUAUUGAUGAACUACAUGACAGAAAAUGGUUACGAUGUAUUCUGGAGCAUCAAACUUGUAAUUUCUAUCGCCGGUUUAUGGUGGUUAAUAUGGCAAGCCCCUAUCGCAAUCUUUUUGAAAAACAUUGAAAGUCUCCAAACCAAGAGUAUGUCUAUUAAAGAAAUGGUUAUACAGGGAUACAAAGAAUUGGGACAUGUUCUUAUUAAUAUUCGUUCUUUGAAGGAUAUAUACUAUUACCUUUUAGCGAUGUUUGUUUUGACUGAUUCAUUAACUACAAUUAAUUCGACAGCGAUAUUGUUCGGAAAGACUGUAUUAAACAUGCCGGUAACUUCACUUGCCAAAAUUGGUGUUUUGGUGAUGAUAAGUGCAAUUGCAGGAUCGAUUGUUAUUCCAAUAGUUCUCAUUGGCAAAUACGGUUGUCGUGUAGAGAAGGUUCAGCUCCUCUUAGUAUUGUGGUGUCUCUGUGUUCCGUUGUAUGGAAUAUUUGCGCUCACCUCUGCCUUUGAGAUGUAUGUGCUGGCUGUGUGGUAUGGUUUAGGUCUUGGGGGACUGAGUACAAUCAAUAGAAGUAUUUACUCAAUCAUUAUUCCUGAAGGUAAAGAGAACAUUUUCUUUUCAAUAUACAGUUUAACGGAUAGAACCAGUUCAAUCGUUGGUCCUUUCGUAGUAGGUUUGAUUAUAAAUAUAUUUCACAAUGUUCGAGGGGCGUUCUGGAUUUUAACGGCACUUUUGUUGAUUAGUAUACCCAUUUUGUCGGUCAAAUUUGAUCUAGAUCGGGCGAGAUCUGAAAGCUUUAACUUUGGGUUGGACUGA
This is a messenger RNA of Pichia kudriavzevii, 1527 nucleotides long. RefSeq lists its product as uncharacterized. Bases 1 to 1527 code for a protein of 508 amino acids. Lineage: Eukaryota; Fungi; Ascomycota; Pichiomycetes; Pichiales; Pichiaceae. The transcript has a single exon. Gene Ontology annotation, biological process: amino acid transmembrane export from vacuole. The record is from RefSeq and is a predicted model, not a curated record.